GGGACGCCUGACGUCAGUUCCUUCAGUGCGGUACAUGUAAUGGGAAAAUGGCCUCGCAAGAUAAGGACGAUGAGCAGCUGGCGCGAUCAGACAGUUUUCGUCUGGCUGUCACGCCAAGUAUCCCAGAUGAUGGCAAGACCCCGGAUGGUAAACCAAAAAUAGUAAAAAAGGCCAUGGGGGGUAAAGAAAAGGCGGGUAAGAAGGGCAAGCCCGACCUAGAUGAAUUGAAGCAGGAAGUGGACAUGGAUGAACACAAAAUAAGUCUUGAUGAAUUGUACUCCAGGCUAGGAACAAAUCCUGAAACUGGUCUCACUGCCAUGCAAGCUCGUGAAAUUUAUGAAAGGGACGGACCAAAUGCAUUAACGCCUCCAAAAAAAAUUCCAGAAUGGGUUAAAUUUUGUAAGCAGCUUUUUGGUGGGUUUGCUCUUCUGCUAUGGAUAGGUGCUUUCCUUUGUUUUAUUGCAUAUUCUAUUCAAGUAGGAACUUCUGAAGGAGGAGUUGAAGAUAAUUUAUAUUUAGGUAUUGUGUUAGCUACUGUUGUGAUAGUUACUGGAUGUUUCUCAUAUUAUCAAGAAGCCAGAAGUUCAAAAAUUAUGGAGUCUUUCAAAAAUAUGGUGCCUCAGUAUGCUACUAUCAUUCGGGAAGGUCAAAAACAUACCCUACCUGCUGAAGAAGUGGUUGUAGGGGAUCUGGUAGAAGUGAAAGGAGGGGAUCGAGUGCCAGCCGACAUUCGGGUCGUCUCUGCACAAGGUUUCAAAGUCGACAACUCAUCAUUGACUGGCGAGUCAGAACCACAAACGCGUUCCCCAGAAAUGACCAAUGAAAAUCCAUUAGAAACUAGGAACAUUGCCUUUUUUUCCACUAACUGUGUUGAAGGGACUGGUCGCGGCAUUGUAAUUAACACUGGUGAUCGCACCGUAAUGGGGCGCAUUGCCAAUCUCGCAUCUGGUUUGGAAAUGGGCGACACUCCAAUUGCAAGGGAAAUCGCCCACUUUAUUCAUAUCAUCACUAGUGUGGCUGUUUUCUUAGGUGUUACAUUCUUCUUCAUAGCUUUUAUUUUGGGUUAUUACUGGUUGGAUGCUGUUAUCUUUUUAAUUGGAAUUAUUGUUGCGAAUGUACCUGAAGGUCUCCUAGCUACUGUUACGGUAUGCUUGACCUUAACUGCCAAAAGAAUGGCUUCCAAAAAUUGCCUUGUGAAAAAUUUGGAAGCAGUAGAGACACUUGGUUCCACAUCUACAAUCUGUUCUGAUAAAACAGGCACCUUAACUCAAAACAGAAUGACAGUAGCUCAUAUGUGGUUUGAUAACCAAAUUAUUGAAGCUGACACCACAGAAGAUCAGUCAGGGUUGCAGUAUGAUAAAACUUCAUCUGGUUGGAAAGCUCUGUCACGAGUUGCUAGACUUUGUAGUAGAGCAGAAUUCAAGCCUGGUCAAGAGAAUGUUCCUAUUCUUAAGCGAGAGUGCAACGGUGAUGCAUCUGAAUCUGCUAUAUUAAAAUGUAUGGAAUUAGCUUGUUCAAAUGUUAAUUCGUAUAGGGAAAACAAUCCUAAAGUUUGUGAGAUUCCUUUUAAUUCUACUAAUAAAUAUCACGUGACAAUCCAUGAAACAGAUGAUUCUAGCAAUCCAAGCUACUUAUUGUGUAUGAAAGGAGCACCAGAACGGGUAUUAGAUCGUUGUUCUACAAUCUACAUAAACGGAAAAGAAAAAGUGCUUGAUGAUGAAAUGAAAGAAGCCUUCAAUAAUGCUUAUUUGGAAUUGGGAGGCUUAGGCGAACGUGUUAUUGGAUUCUGUGAUCACAUGUUACCCUCCGAUCAAUAUCCAUCUGGUUAUCCCUUUGAUGCUGAUGAGCAAAAUUUCCCCUUGGAUGGCCUAAGGUUCUUAGGCCUUGUGUCCAUGAUAGAUCCUCCUCGAGCUGCAGUGCCUGAUGCCGUCGCUAAGUGUCGAAGUGCCGGCAUUAAAGUUAUAAUGGUGACUGGAGAUCAUCCAAUUACUGCCAAAGCCAUUGCAAAAGCGGUCGGUAUUAUUUCUGAAGGAAACGAAACUGUCGAGGACAUUGCACAGCGCUUGAACAUAGCAAUAGAUGAUGUUAAUCCUAAUGAUGCCAAAGCUGCUGUUAUUCAUGGAUCUGAGUUACGUGAUAUGACGCAUGAACAGAUUGAUGAUAUAUUAAGAAAUCAUACUGAAAUUGUUUUUGCCAGAACUUCUCCUCAGCAAAAACUGAUUAUUGUUGAAGGUUGCCAAAGGCAAGGAGCUAUUGUUGCUGUUACUGGUGAUGGAGUGAAUGAUUCCCCAGCUUUGAAAAAAGCAGACAUUGGUGUCGCUAUGGGUAUUGCUGGAAGUGAUGUUAGUAAACAAGCUGCCGAUAUGAUCUUAUUAGAUGAUAAUUUUGCUUCUAUUGUAACUGGAGUUGAAGAAGGUCGUUUAAUUUUUGAUAACUUGAAGAAAUCAAUCGCUUAUACAUUAACUAGCAAUAUUCCUGAAAUUUCACCUUUUUUGCUAUUCAUAUUGGCCGAUAUACCUCUUCCUCUUGGUACUGUGACCAUCCUUUGCAUUGAUUUAGGAACAGAUAUGGUUCCAGCAAUCUCUCUUGCUUAUGAAACUGCCGAAAGCGACAUCAUGAAGCGUCAGCCGAGAGAUCCGAAAAAGGACAAAUUAGUAAAUGAGCGGCUAAUAUCUAUGUCCUAUGGACAGAUAGGCAUGAUGCAAGCAGCGGCCGGGUUUUUUGUAUAUUUUGUAAUUAUGAGUGAGAAUGGUUUCUGGCCAAACAGAUUACUAGGACUUCGUGAACAAUGGGAUUCUGCAGCUGUGAAUGAUUUAGUGGAUUCAUAUAAUCAAGAAUGGACCUACAGAGAUAGAAAAACAUUAGAGUACACUUGUCAUACAGCAUUUUUUGUGUCUAUUGUGAUAGUACAGUGGGCUGAUAUAAUCAUCUGCAAAACAAGGAGAAAUUCCAUUCUCCAUCAGGGAAUGAGAAAUCAUGUUUUGAAUUUUGGACUUGUGUUUGAAACUGCCCUUGCAGCAUUUCUUUGUUAUACACCAGGCAUGGACAAAGGUCUUAGGAUGUAUCCACUUAAGUUUAACUGGUGGUUUCCAGCAUUACCAUUUUCAAUACUAAUAUUUGUUUAUGAUGAAGUUAGGAGAUAUAUUCUCCGUCGAAACCCAGGUGGCUGGGUUGAACUAGAAACUUAUUAUUGACGUGCUUUUACUGUGUUAAAGGCAAUUCCACAGGUUUCUAGUUUCAAAUUUAGUUAUAACAAAAAUGGAGGAGCUAACGAACUCGGACGUGAUAUGGGUACCAAGCUCCUGGAAACCUGUAAAACUGUAAGAAUUUCUAUGAAAGUGUUAACGAGAGGACUCUUGUGAUUCGUCAUGUGUUGGGACUGUCUUGAAGGGGAAAAAUUGUAAAUUUACCUUAACUAUUUUAAAUAGUAGAAAAGAAAAUAUAAUAGGAAAACAAUUCAAUCAUAUAUGAAAUUAAUAUUUGUGAACACUUUACUACUUGUAACAUUUUAUCUGCAUUAUACCGAGUUUAUGGGUAAGCAAAAUGCUUUAAAUUUAUUAGUGAUGCUGCCAAAUUAUACUGUAGAUUCCAUUUUGUAAUUUUUUUCCCUUUUAUAGCUUUUAUUUUUUAAUUUUUUAUGCUUAUAUUAUGUAGAAUACCAUUUCAAUGCUUUGUUAUUUGAGAUGGUUUAGUAUUUUGUAUUGCAUAUAUUAAUUACUUGAAAAAUAAGUGUGCAGCUUAUAUUUGCCAAUCAUUGAAUCUGACUUUAAGAUUAUACACAUUUUCAAAUUCACUAUUCUAAUUAUCCUAAAUCUUUUUAUAUUUAUCUAUACACACUCUCUCUCUACAGCUCAAAUCAAUGAACACAUGUCAAUUGCUAACUUUGAACAAAAUCUAGCAUCAAAUCAUGUUAAAAAGCAUACUGCGUGGGCACAAGUGAAAUUAUACUAUAGCUUAUUUGGAAAUACAAUUUUUGAAAUUUUCUGAGUAUAUUUUACAUUUUAAAACGAUAAAGGAGUUUUGUAGUCAUUGUUAUCUUAGAGUCGUCAAAGUCAUUCUCACACGAAAGUAACGGAAAUUCCACGCCAAAUUCAUUUAAAUUACUUGAUGAAUAGGAAAAGUGCUGUUCAAACCAAUGGCCAUUGAGCACUGGAACCAAAUUUUUGCUUAAUUCUGUAUAUUGCCUUCAAAAUGUUAUUGCAUUUAUUUAUCUGUGGUAGAUUUGCAUUAUCACUUCAAUAGGACAUUGGGUGGUAUUGACCGCUAAAUUUGGAUGUAUCAUUUUCUUCAAGGUGGAGUAUAGACACUUUCUCUAAGUUUGUUAUUUCCAGCAUUUAAAUAUCGAGGGAAAUACCACCCUCUGCUAGGCAAUCCAUGUCAAACUAGGUAAUAUAAAAUCAGUCAGCAAGCGAGUUAGCUUCAUUAAUCCAUUCAUGUUAUCAUUGAUGUGGUGAUUUAUCUGUAUCAAUUUUUAUGGUCAUUUUUCAUGAAUCUGGGUCGAGUUGCAAUAAAAAUUUCACACGGAAAAGAAUUGUUAGUUGUUAAAUCCUAUUUUGUUACAAAUGUUUAUUUUAUCACAAUGCUAAUGCAAAUUCAAUUGGGGAGGGGCGGGAGGUAAUGUUCCCACUGCUAUAGGCUCUUCAUGCGUUGAUUUUCUCCCCCACCCCUGAAUUGGGUCACUACGGGCAUGUGAAGUAUUCCAACAUCAUUCUGUGAAUGAUUUCACCUCUUUUCAUUGAAAAGAUCUAUGCAGAGAUGUUAUGUGAUUGUCUAAUAUUCUUGUUAAAGAUAUAAAAGAGUGUAAAAUAGUGAGAGAACUAGUUAUUGAAUUCCAAAAAAUGUUGUAAUAUUUUUGUAUGUGAAUGUGAAGAAAUAUUUAGUGUAGGGUAUAUUAUAUGAAUCCAAAAAAAAAAAAAAAUUAAUGUGUGCAUGUUUAGAAUUUUCUAUUAUCUUUGUGGUAUUUCAACUUCUUUAGCAGGUCUGCUAAAUAUUUCUUUGCGUAUUUGUUGCUAAAAUUAUUAUACUCUAACUAAUUAAUGUAAAUAAAAUUUUUAAUUGUUAGCAUUUUAUGCCUGAAGCAAAAAAUAUACAGUUUAAUGAAAAUACUCAAAUAUCUUCUCUGCUGAGUACAAACAAAUCAUUAACCUGUACUGAUACACCUUAAGUGUUUUAUUUUAACUUUAACAAUUAAAUGCAUAUGUUUUCAUAAAAAAUGUAUUUGUCUUUUCUGAAAAAUCAUUUGCCCAUGAAAUAAUUACAAGCCAUUGAUUUGACCAUGACAAAAAUUUAAAAUUCAUUAAAUAUUUUUUUAAUUCUCUGUUUUUAUUUUAUGUGCUAUUUACAGCUCACUUUCAUGCACGUUCGUCUUUGCCGUUCUUAAUUUCAUUUGCUUAUUUCAAAGCUGAAAGUACUGAACUUUAGUCAUUUGCUAUUUAUUAACAUUUGCAGAACACUAUAAUGUGAAAAAAUAAAUCUUAGUUUCCUUAAACUUGAAAAAGAAAAAAAAGCGUAAUUUCAGAUUUAAUAAGUACAAUUUAUGAAUGUGUAAGAUUUUGACAAUUGGCAAAAUUUCUUGGGAGUCAUGUAAUUUUAAACACAUUGAUCCUUAAUGAAUCAAAUAGUUAAUUUCAAGUUAUUUUUUCCUUAAGAAAAAAUGUGAAACCUAAAAAUUGUUAUUUCUUGACUAAUGAAUGAUCAUGAAACUCAGAAAUUUAAUUUGAAAUUUAUAUGUACUCCUUUAGCAGUGGGAACUUAUCCUUCCGAUUAAGCUUCACUGAUAGAAGUUUUGAACUAGAUAGGCAGCCACGUUGGUCUACUUGGUUAUUCACGAAAUAUAUCACGGGCUCUGCAAUAAUGGUCUUUUGAUGUCCAAAUGUAGGUCCAAAGAUAAAAUGUGGUAGGUAGGUCAGUGAUCUAAGCUGGGAUUAUCGUCCUUAUAAAAGAGGAUGCAGAAUCGUUAUGUAAAGUUUGAUCUUAUUUUUAGUACUGAAACUGAUAUUGGUAUGUUUUCUUUGUAUAAAAGCAAUGAAACAUAAAAAGUUUGUUAUGAUUUAGCUGAUUUAUAUGGUCUGGUGUAAUUUUUGUAGGUGAAAUUCAGAUUUAUAUUAUUAUAUUAUUCCCAUAUUAUUUUUAAAAAUAUCAUAUUUGUGUUAUUUCUAAGAUCAUUUAUUUGUUUAUUUUUCUAUGUGUGUUUAAAUACUUCAAAACAAGGCCUAUAUGGACAGUAAAGUUGAAAAUGUAUUUUUAAAAAAAAUAUCAAGUUUUGUCCAAAAGUUAUAGAAUGUAUUCUUUGCUCAUAAAUACAGAGGUUGAGAGCCUUGUAUUGUUUUUCUUUGUUAAUACUUUUACAAGUUGCAUUUCUGAUGAAUUUUAAUAAAGUGUGUGCACUGAA
Uloborus diversus is the source of this 6391-nucleotide messenger RNA. RefSeq names its product sodium/potassium-transporting ATPase subunit alpha-like. The record is from RefSeq and is a predicted model, not a curated record. Bases 48 to 3194 code for a protein of 1048 amino acids. Gene Ontology annotation, molecular function: ATP binding; ATP hydrolysis activity; P-type sodium:potassium-exchanging transporter activity. Lineage: Eukaryota; Metazoa; Arthropoda; Arachnida; Araneae; Uloboridae. Gene Ontology annotation, biological process: potassium ion import across plasma membrane; intracellular potassium ion homeostasis; proton transmembrane transport. The transcript is spliced from 21 exons. Gene Ontology annotation, cellular component: membrane.